Messenger RNA from Galleria mellonella (greater wax moth), 9823 nucleotides. RefSeq names its product serine/threonine-protein kinase Tor-like (gene TOR1). Gene Ontology annotation, cellular component: nucleus; TORC1 complex; TORC2 complex. Gene Ontology annotation, molecular function: protein-containing complex binding; protein serine/threonine kinase activity; protein binding. The coding region runs from base 305 to 7549 and encodes 2414 amino acids. NCBI's taxonomy places the organism in Eukaryota, Metazoa, Arthropoda, Insecta, Lepidoptera, Pyralidae. The record is from RefSeq and is a predicted model, not a curated record. Gene Ontology annotation, biological process: TOR signaling; protein phosphorylation; negative regulation of macroautophagy. The transcript has 11 exons.
AAUAAACAAUAAUAUCAUAAUGCGACGCUCGAACGUUAAGGUAGUCAUACUCUGUAAUCUGUGAUUUGGAAGCAAUUAUCUAUUAGUUUAGUCGUGCAUUAAAAAUUGCAAUUAUACAUCAAUGAAAUUAAAUGAAAAAACUAAACAUUAAAUAUGAUUAUCGCAUUUUUCACAACGGGAAUAUGUAAUAAUUGUGUGAACAAUUUAUUAGUCUUCAGUUUGUUUGUGUUCGUAAUGAAUAGUGAACUAUAAUUGCCGUUCUUAAUUAAUAAUUAAUAGCGUAUUAGAACAAAACUUUUAUAAAAUGACUACCUAUCAAGUGGCUGAACUCGUAUCUGGAUUAAAGUCUCGCCAUGCAGACACCCGACAUAAAGCUAUACGAGAGUUACUGCACUUUGCCAGAACAGAUCUUCGUGAGAUGUCCCAGGACUCAUUGUCACAAGUUCUGGAUGACUUUAAUCAACAAAUACACGCAAUGACUUCUAGCUACGAUAUGAAUGAGAAAAAAGCAGGAAUACUGACAAUAGUAUGCCUUAUUGGUGGAGAUACAGAGACAACUAAGACAAGAACCCUUCGCUACGCUGAUUACUUAAGAAAUAUUUUUCCUACAACAGAUGUGAAUGUUCUAGAAUUAGCAGCAAAAACCAUGGGUCGCUUAGCUAUGACUUUAGGAGUUAAAAGAGGUGAUUAUGUUGAGUAUGAAGUAAAGAGAGCUUUUGAGUGGUUAAAAGAUGAUAGAAAUGAAGGCAAAAGGUUUUCAGCUGUCUUAAUUCUGAGAGAAUUAGCAAUUGCCAUGCCUUCAUACUUUUAUCAGCAUAUAAAUGGAUUUUUCAAUCACAUAAUGUUAGCUUUGAGAGAUCCCAAAGAUCAAGUUAGAGAGGCAGCAGCUAAAGCUUUAAGAGCUGCUCUUGUUGUCACUGCACAAAGGGAAAUACCUGAACAGAGUAAUAAAGCUCACUGGUAUAUCCAAUGUUAUGAAGAAGCCAUUGCAACCUUUAAGAAUAGAGAUGAUAGUAUUCAUACAGCAUUGUUAAUUUUAAAUGAACUUUUGAGAUGUUCCAAUAGUACUUGGGAGAAAAAAUAUACAACACUAAUGCAGAAAUUAGAUUCCGAACAAGAUAUGUCUGAUGAUAUGUCUUCUCUAAGUGCCAAAAUGCAAAAUUCAUGGUCUGUACAUAAUUUUUCUGAAGAGAAACAAGUUUCCACAAUUCAUGAAUCUAGUAUUUGUAAACUCCUCAUUACUGAGAAUUAUGACUCUAUGUGUAAUAUUAUAUGUGCUGAUAUAAUGACUCAACAAGUAUCAAGAGCUCAUAAUGUUCAUCAAAUGCUUUUGCUCAUAAUUCCUAGGUUGGCUGCUUUUAACAGGGAAGCAUUUGCAAGGAAACACCUUAAAUCAAUCAUUAACCAUUUAAUAACUUUUCUUCAUGGUAAGGAGAAAGAAAAGGCAAUGGCUUUUACAACUUUGGGACUUAUUUGUGUCGCUGUUGAGGCUGAUAUUCAACAGUAUUUAAGCAGAAUCAUAGAAAUUAUAAAAUUAACACUACCUAUCAAAGACUCAUCAAAGAAACGUAAUGGAAUAGACACCCCUUUGUUUAACUGUGUGACAUUAUUAGGCUUUGCUAUGAAAGAAAAUGUUGCUAAUGAAAUGAGAGAAUUAUUGGAACCAAUGUGUGCAACAGGACUAAGCCCACAACUCACUACAUGUUUUAAGGAAUUAAGUCAAAAUUUACCAUCUUUAAGGAAAGAAAUAACUGACAGACUUUUGAAUAUGUUGUCACUAAUACUCAGAAAAAAACCAUAUAAUCCAAAUAAUUCUGAACAUCAGAUUAUGCACAUCAUGUCUACGGCUUUGAUGGUAGAAGCACAUGAUGCUACAAAGUUGGUCUUAGCCCUGAGAACUCUGGGUUCAUUUGAUUUUGAGUGGAACAAUACCCUAAUGUCUUUCAUAAGAAGGUGCACCGAUCAUUAUCUAUUAAGUGAACAGCAUGACGUACGUCUGGAAGCUGUAAAAACUGCAGCAAGAUUAUUAAUUAAAGCAGUUGAGCGAUGUUCUCAGACAAAUUCUAGAACUCUAAACUUGUUAGUAGAUGAAUCUCUUGGCAAACUUUUGUCAGUGGGUAGAUCAGAUUUUGAUCAUGAAGUUCGGUAUAGAGUUUUAGAAAUAUUUACCAAUCCUAUUUUUGAUAAAUACUUAGCAGUGGAAGAACAUUUAAAUUGUUUAUUUGUUGCCAUUCAUGAUUCAAAUACUGAAGUGGGUGAUCUAGCAUUAUGUGUUGUUGGAAGAUUAAGUAACAUGAAUCCUAGUUAUACUACACCUACCCUUCGACAAUUAUUUGUACAAAUUUUAAUGGAAUUGCAACACUCGGAGUCUACAGGUAAUAAGGAACAGUCUUUGAGAAUGAUAAACAAUAUAAUUUGUCAUGCUCCAAGAAUUACUAGACAAUUUAUUGACACAAUUCUUAAAGUGCUUGUACCAAAAUUAAGGGAAGAGGAGAGUAAUACCACUAUGGUGUCAACAAUAUUAAAAGCUAUUGGAGAUUUGGCUGAAGUAAAUGGUGGUGGAAAUGCUCUGAGUCUAUGGCUACAUGAAUUAAUGGCGAUUCAAAUUGAAAUACUCUCAGAUCCUAAUCAACCUGAAAAAAGAAGUGUAGCUUUAUGGUCAUUUGGACAGGUGAUAAGUGCCACAGGUCAUGUGAUUAUGCCAUACAUGGAAUAUCCACAAUUGAUGGAUUUGCUGCUUAAUUUUUUAAAAUCAGAACAGCAAUCGAGGGAUCGAAGGGAAACAAUACGAGUUUUAGGACUCUUGGGUGCUCUAGAUCCAUAUAAGCACAAGGUUAAUCAAGGAUUAAUCGAUUUCCAGACAGUGUCCACUUUGAUACCUAUCACAGAAAGGAAUGACAACUUUGAUACAAAUGUUAGUGAAAUGCUCGUAAACAUGUCGCCAUUGGUCCUAGACGAGUUUUAUCCUGCCAUCGUGGUAACGUCACUGGUGAGAAUUCUCCGUGACCCCUUAUUAGCUCAGUACCACACAAGUGUAGUACAUUCAGUAACAAUUAUUUUCCAAUCACUUGGCAUCAAGUCUGUUCCAUACAUUUCUCGAGUUACUCCCAGUUUAUUGUAUGUGAUACGUAAUACUGACAAUAAUAAAUUCCGUGAAUUCCUCCUCACGCAACUCGCUCAGUUGAUUUCUGUAGUGAAGAUACAUAUCAGAACUUAUUUAGAAGAUAUAUUUGAUAUUAUCAAAGAGUAUUGGAAACCAGAUAGUCAUUUACAACCCACAUUAAUAAUGCUGGUUGAACACAUCACUGUUGCUAUCGGGAUUGAGUUUAAAAUAUAUUUGAGAAAAAUACUACCAAACAUUCUUAGAGUUUUAAAAUAUGAUAGAACUAAAGAUAGAUAUUUAACAGAAAAGAUGUUGUUGACUAUACAAAAGUUUGAAAACAAUUUGGAUGAUGUACUAUUGUCAAUAGUUCCUGCUAUUACUGGGCUCUUUGAUGGUAGAAAUAUUCCUACCCCGAUAUCAAAAUUGGCGAUGGAGACUAUCAAGCACCUAUCUAUGUAUUUGUACUUUAGGCCAUAUGCUGCGAUUAUAAUACAGGCGCUUGCUAAGGUUUUAGACAAUAACCCUUUAUUAAGACAGACAGCAAUGAACACUCUUUGCGCUCUCAUUGUCCAGUUAGGCCGGGAAUACAUUGAUUAUAUACCAUCGAUUGAUCGUAUACUGGCAAAGCAUAAAAUACAAUGUCCAGAGUACAUUGUAUUAGUUACAAGAUUACAGGUCGUAUCAACACUUGCAUCUGAUGAUGACUACCUAGAUGAAACGCGCACAAGGCUUCGUAAUCAAAAGAAUGCAUUGCUGGGUAAAACAAGCGAUACACAAACAAUUCAAAAGUUAUCAGUCAACGUUCAAAAUUUACGUAAGUGUUGGUCUACAAAGAGUAUCAUCUCGAAAGAAGAUUGGGUCGAAUGGUUGCGUCAUCUUAGUGUGGGCUUUAUAACCGAGUCCAAUAGUCCAGCAAUUAGGGCAUGUUCAACAUUAGCCCAAAACUACUCUCAACUGGCACGCGACUUGUUCAAUCCAGCAUUUAUGUCUUGUUGGACCGAACUAGGCGAGGAACCUCGGCGGGAACUCAUAACUGCCCUGGAGCGUGCCUUAACUGAUCCCGAUUCACCUGAAAUAGCAUUGGCUGUUUUGAACUUAGCCGAGUUCAUGGAGCAUUGUGAAAAGGGGGCACUUCCUAUAUCAAUUAAAUUACUUGGUGAUACAGCCAUCAAAUGUAGAGCAUAUGCUAAAGCACUGUACUACAAGGAGACAGAAUACAGAAGAAACCCAUCAACUCUAGUCGUGGAAGCUCUUAUACAUAUUAACAAUAAACUUCAGCAAAAAGAGGCAGCUAAUGGCCUAUUAGAAAAAGUUAUUAUGCAACAAAAAGAUGGUGACUGUUCUCUAAAUAUUCAUGUGCGGUGGUAUGAAAAGCUUCAUAAUUGGGAACAAGCUUUAGAUCUCUACAAUAAAAAAUUAGAAGUGGAACCACAAGAUAGCGAAUGUAAACUUGGUUUAAUGAGGUGCUUAGAAGCUAUGGGCGAGUGGCGAAAGCUAUACAACAUUACAAUUGAUCAGUGGGAUAAUAUGUCUGAAGAUAUGAGAAAAAAGUCGUCAAAAAUUGCUGCCGCCGCCUGUUGGGGUUUACAAGAAUGGGAUUCUAUGAAAAAGUUUGUUGAUUGUGUCUCAGAAGACACUCAAGAAGGUGCUUUUUAUAGAGCGAUUAUCGCUAUACGCGAAGGACAGUGGUCAGAAUCAAGGCACUACAUAGAUUCAGCUAGAAGUUUAUUGGAUAGUGAAUUGACAGCUGUUGUUGGCGAAAGUUACCAGAGAGCGUACGGAGCUCUCGUCAACGCUCAGUUAUUGACAGAGCUCGAAGAAGUUGUUACAUACAAACUAAUUGAAGAAAGGAGAAAUGUUAUCUGCAAAAGUUGGUGGUUAAGGUUACAAGGAGGUCAAAGACUUGUAGAAGAUUGGAGAAAAUUACUUCAAAUUCGUAGCCUAGUGUUAUCUCCACGAGAGGAUUUUCAAACAUGGCUAAAAUUUGCGUCUUUAUGUAGGAAAACUGGUGCUAUAAAUCAAGCCCGAAAAAUAAUAAUAUCCAUAUUAGGUUCUGAUCCUAUUACUAAUCCAGACAUACUGCUACGUAUUCAGGACCCACGUGUCGUCUUAGCGUACAGUAAAAAUUUGUGGGAGGCGAGUAACAAACGUUAUGCUUAUGAUGUUUUACAAAGAUUUGUGGACAAUUUUGAACCUGAUAACGAGGACCAUUGUAAGCUUUUAGCGCGUUGUCACUUAAAACUUGGUUCGUGGUGUGAGUCACUACAGGAAAUAAAUGAGUUGUCUAUACCAGAAAUAUUGAGGAAUUUUGCAGCUGCAACUAAUCUCGCACCGGAUUGGUAUAAAGCGUGCCAUGCGUGGGCUUGCAUGAAUUUCGAAACGGUAUUGUUUUAUAAACAGCAAGAUAACACAUCCGAAAGCAGUUUAGCGGGUGGUUCAGGAGAAAAGAAAGUGUCAAGAGCUGAUUUCAUAAAUACACAUACAAUACCAGCUAUUGAGGGAUUUUUUAAGUCUAUAAGUUUGUCUAAUGGUAGUGCACUACAGGAUACAUUGCGACUGCUAACUCUGUGGUUUGACCAUGGCCAUAAUACUGUCAUUUAUGACGCCUUGUUCGAAGGAAUCAGACAGAUUGACGUCAAAAUUUGGCUGCAAGUAAUACCGCAGUUGAUAGCAAGGAUAGAUUCACCGAGAAGUUUAGUUGCCAAGUUGGUGCAUAUUCUCCUUAUAGACAUAGGAAAGUUACAUCCGCAAGCUUUAGUUUAUCCAUUGACUGUCGCUACCAAAUCAUCAUUUAUUUCACGGAAGACUGCAGCAAACUAUAUCUUGAACACUAUGUGCACACACUCCCAGAAUUUAGUAAACGAAGCCGCUGUAAUAUCUGAAGAGUUAAUUAAAGUUGCAAUUCUAUGGCAUGAUCAGGUUUUCAUUGCACUUGAUGAAGCUUCUAGGCUAUAUUUCAGUGAAAAGGAUUACAGAGGUAUGUUCAAAACUUUAGACAAAAUGCACGCCAUGUUGAAUCGUCCCCCUGAAACAUUGAAGGAAGUGUCCUUCAUUCAAAUGUAUGGAAGGGACCUGCAAGAGGCGCAGCGUUGGUGUGAACUUUAUAAAGCUAUUGGCGAAGACAAGUAUUUGAACGAGGCCUGGGAUUUAUACUACCACGUGUUCAGACGUCUGCUAGCACAGUUCCGGUCACUCACCUCGCUAGAGUUGCAGUACGUCAGCAAGCGACUCCACAAUUGCAAGGAUUUCGAGCUCGCAGUGCCCGGCUCCUAUGUGCCUAAUGAAAAAAUUAUACGAAUAUCUACCAUACAUAGUCAUUUACAGGUUAUAAAAUCAAAACAGAGGCCGCGUCGGCUAACAAUUCAAGGAUCAGACGGCAAGCAAUACAUGUUCCUUCUGAAGGGCCACGAGGACCUCCGCCAGGACGAGCGGGUGAUGCAGCUGUUCGGCCUCGUCAACACGCUGUUACAGGCCGACACCAACACGUAUAGACACGAUCUUGCCAUACAGAGAUACGCUGUUAUACCGCUUUCGCCUAACUCGGGCCUCAUCGGCUGGGUUCCCCACUGUGAUACUCUCUACAAUCUUAUAAGUGACUACCGUGACAAAAAGUCCAACAAAAUGUCCUUGAAUACAGAGCAGCAAAUUAUGUUGCGAAUGGCAUCUGAUUAUCACAAGCUCUUGUUAAAACAUAAGGUGGAAGUAUUUGAGCACACAUUAUCGCAGACUCCUGGAAACGAUCUGGCUAGAUUACUGUGGCUUAAGAGUCCGUCAGCUGAGGCGUGGUUCGAGCGGCGUACCAAUUACACACGCUCUCUGGCUGUCAUGAGCAUGGUGGGGUACAUCCUCGGCCUUGGAGACAGGCACCCGUCCAAUAUCAUGUUGCAUCGGGUUACUGGCAAAGUCUUACACAUAGACUUUGGGGAUUGUUUUGAAGUGACGCAAACAAGAGAAAAGUUCCCUGAGAAAAUACCCUUCAGAUUGACACGAAUGUUAAUCAAUGCAAUGGAAGUCACUGGCAUUGAAGGCACGUAUCGUUUCACGUGCGAAUCUGUGAUGCAAGUGUUGCACAAACACAGAGACAGCGUGAUGGCCGUACUUGAGGCGUUUGUGUACGAUCCAUUACUGAACUGGCGGCUCGUCGACAACGAUUACCGUUCGCUCACAGAAUCGACCUUCUCCUCUGACAUCGACUCUUCGUAUACGCUUCCCAGCAGGAGCCGUAAUCACCUCCACUAUGAGUCCAUAGAGAUACCGCCCGAAGCGAAUCUAAACAAGCGAGCUCUCGCCAUUCUGAACAGAAUACGGGACAAACUCACCGGACGGGACUUUCCACAUGUGGAGGCAGUUGUGAGUGUACCCAAACAGGUGGACUUGUUGAUAAAAUUAGCGACUAAUAAUGAGAAUUUGUGUCAGUGCUACUUAGGAUGGUGUCCAUUUUGGUAAGACAUCGUCAAUCACCAAUCAGUGCUACUUACUUGAUUGGUUAUGUACUCAUUAUAAUAUUAUGUAAAGCUUUCUGAUAAGGGAGAUAUCCCUGUUUUCUGCCGUGAAUCAGUAAAAUGCGUUUGUUGUAUUUCAAUCUGAUAAUAUCGGAUAUAGAAAUGGUCAGCACAGUAUAUAUUAAUGUCUCUGCGGCGUUGCUUAAUGUUUAGUUUUGUUAUCGAUAAUUAUCACUUUCUACUCGUUGUGUCAUCCGCUUGACUGUUGAUACGAGAAAAUAAUAGUUAUAUUUAUAACUGAUUGUAUUUGACUGCCUAAAGUAUAUAUACCUAUUUUAGUUAUUUGUAUAAUAUUGUACAGAGUUCCUAUAUUGUAACAAAUUGAGAUACACUUGUUUCUCGUCAAUUUUUGAAAAUAACUGUGGUUUAAGAUUUGGGUUAUACAUACAUUGCUAAUGUUUUUUUUUUUCAUUGUGGCUUGGCACUUAUAUAUUUAUUACAAGUGAAUUUGGAAAACCGUAUGUAAUUAUUAUGUUGUAUAGAGGCAAUGUUAUUUAACUAUUAAGGCACAUAAUUCGAAUUCAGGGGGCAUAUUAUGAACUUUUAAAACCUGACAGUUUUACAGAUUUUGCUACUAGAAGUAUAAAUUAAGAACACCAAUCGAGAGAGAAAUAGGACAAGCUGUUCUAUGUAAAAAGUCUUAUUAUAUGGAUGAAAUUAUGACAUUUGAUGUUCUAUUUAAAAGUUUGUAAUAGGCCCCUAGGUCAUAAUGUAAUUUCAUUCGUUAAUUCUUAUUUAUAUAUAUUAUUUAUCUUGUUUGGACUUGAAUACACUAUCAUUGGAAAUGUUUUAAAUGUAUGACUGACAUUAUCAUAUAUUUCAAGCACUUAUGUUUUUUUAUGCAAUUUAAAAUGACAAAUACACUGACGAUCUACCUGAUGAAAAGUGGUAACCGUCACCUAUUUUGUCUAUGGUACUGUUUAGAUAUGAAAAGUACCAUAGACAAAAACAAUAAAUGUACAUAAAGAAUUUUUCUAUUAUGCUACUUAUUCACGCUAUGUAUUUUUUUUUUAAGUUUACUAUGUGUUUAAGAUUGUUUAUUAUUUAUUCAAUCUAUAAAAAAGAAUCUAUUGCUUAAAAUAAAAAAAGACUCAUAAUAUUUAUAAAAUUGUAUCUAUAGUUUAUGGUAAUAAUGAGUUUGAUGUUUAUAAAACCUAUUUCUUAAAAACUAACGUUCUCUAAAUUUACUUAUAUUACUUAAAAGAAAAAUACUACUCCAUUAUAAAUAAUAUUCAAACUUGUAUGUUCUAUUGUUUACGAACCAAAGUUAUAAUAUUGCUAAUUAUUUACGACGACGGACGCAACGAUACAACAGAUAUCAUUGUAUGACUUAAAAGUGUGACAUGCUUCUAUCUUCUAACAUUGAUUUAACAGUAUUUUAAUAUUAUAACAGCUUGUUUUUUAAUUUCAAAUGACUUAUUAUUUUGUAUAAUACAGAUAGGUAUAAAGAUAUCGUUUCUCUAUAUUAUAUAUAUAAAAAAAAAUACAUAAAAAUAAUACGCGUAAAAGUAAUUUAUUAGUUGCCGUCAUGUCUAUGUGUUUUUAUAUUCAUAGUUCUAAGUAUAUCAAUAUUGUUAUUACCACCGUAUCUUCUUAUUAGUUUGUUAUUAUUUAGGUAUGUAAGCAAAUGUAUUUUUUAUUAAAUUGUUGUGCAAAUAAAAAUAUAGCAUUAGCAGUAUUGUUCAUUUAUAAUUUCUCAUUAUAUUGGCUUGUUUUUGUAUAUUCGGGACAGAUAUAAAUGAUUUACAAUAAAAGUUUAAUUAUUGUGUUAUUCUUAAAGAAAACGUAACGUAACGAUCUUCGAAAAAAAACUUACUUUUGUUUCUCUUACAAUUAUAUUUUAGUAAUUUAAUAUAAUUUGUAAUUAUUAAAUACAUUCAUAUACAGCAGAUACACACAAAACACUUGAUUAGUGUCAAUGUGGUCGAUUUUGAGGAGCCAUUUUUCUAAAUGUACGAGGUCUGUCCGGAAAGUUCGUAUAAAAGUGUUCUGGAAUGCGAGAAAGAGGAGUGGGGAGGCCAGGUAAGCGCAGGACCCCUUCCUUAUGUCCCUAACAAUGCUUCAGUUCUGGUCUGACCGCCGUGCGGUGCGAACUGGCUUGUCACGCCAUCUGUGAAGUUACCUCUUAACGAAACCCCGUCGGCAUGGAGCCCGCUUCCGUUGAAGAGCAGCGCGUCGUAAUCAAGUUUCUCUCGAAACUCGGCAAGAAUGGCCGUGA